This is a messenger RNA of Solanum stenotomum, 777 nucleotides long. RefSeq names its product organelle RRM domain-containing protein 2, mitochondrial. The transcript is spliced from 3 exons. The record is from RefSeq and is a predicted model, not a curated record. Bases 94 to 510 code for a protein of 138 amino acids. Gene Ontology annotation, molecular function: RNA binding. Lineage: Eukaryota; Viridiplantae; Streptophyta; Magnoliopsida; Solanales; Solanaceae.
UUUCUAUCAUCAAUCAUAAAACCCUAAACCCUUGCCCCAAUAAAAUCCCCAGAACUACAAUCAGUUCACAACAAUCGUUUCUUUAUUGUUAAAAUGGCAUUAUUUCGUCGCAUUUUCAGUGGAUCUUCAACGAUUCUUCAAUCACAGUUUUCUUCAAUUCGUUUGAAUUCAACACUCACAAGUCCGAAGCUUUUUGUCAGCGGGCUUUCAAGAUACACUAGUGAUGAAAACCUUAAAAAGGCAUUUGAAGAAUUUGGAUGUCUUACUGAAGCGAAAGUAAUUACUGAUAGAGCAACUGGGAGAUCAAAGGGGUUCGGAUUUGUUUCUUAUGAAACAAUAGAAGAAGCAGAAAAGGCUCGCGAAGGAAUGAAUGCCAAGUUCUUGGAUGGCUGGGUAAUUUUCGUUGACCCUGCAAAGCCAAGUAUGCCUAGAGCUCCACCGCCACCUCCACAAGAUCCACUGAAUUUUGGGAUAACAACAAAUAAGACCGUUGGUUGGACUGGUCGAUGAUGAUCAGAGACUGUCGUGCAUCUUAAUGAAAUAUUCAAUUGCAAAUUGCAAUAUCACAUAUACUAAAUAUUUGAUCGCAAUAUAGCAUUUUGUUGAACGACAUUGUAUUGUACUUGAAUAUAGUUGUUCACUUCUAAGAAUAUGUUUGAGGUGGAACUCUUUCUCUGCCAAGUGUUAAAGGAUUCUGGAUCCUCUUAACUUAACUCUUUUCCCCAAUAAUUAUGUUGUCAUAUAGGGCCAUACUUUUCAAGGGUCCAUUGGAGCCAA